Medioppia subpectinata is the source of this 3583-nucleotide messenger RNA. The record is from the annotation of a GenBank genome assembly. NCBI's taxonomy places the organism in Eukaryota, Metazoa, Arthropoda, Arachnida, Sarcoptiformes, Oppiidae.
AGAUCUGUGUUGUGGUCGCCGGCAGUGAUCAGUGAUGGCCAACAAUAUGCACAACAAUAACAACUAUCCGGACAUUAAGAAGUGCUGCGAAGGCGUGUUGAGGGGUUUGGAGGCCAAGGCCGCCGACAUGAGACACCUGAUGACUGGUCUUAUGGUACGGAUCAGUGAAUUGGAGGAUAGGGUGCAGACGCUGUCCGACAAUAACCAGACACUGAUGGCCGACAACCAGGCGCUGACGGAUGAGGUGCAGUCACUUCAGACGGAGAACUUAUGUAUGGCUGAAGACCGGGAAAUGAUGCGCAAAGAGUUGCGUGAAGUCCGUCACGAGAACGACCUCUUGAGCGAUGAACGCCGUAAUUGGGAACAAACGAGUUCGCCGUUCGCCCGACACGUGGCCUCUGCCGUCGAACAAUUUAUGCUCAAAGAGAGACCCAAUUCUAUGCAAACGUUUGGCUCUUAUAACCAAAUGGAUGGCCAAAGACUGCCCGCCGAAGAGUUGGAAACCUAUCACAGCACCAGAGGUAUCGUCACAUCCAAUCCGACCAGUAAUGAGACCUUCUAUGACGCGCGCUCGUCAUCGCAACGCUCGUCGGCCGUCGCGAACGCUAUUUAUAAUUGUUUGCCAAUGAAUGCGAUUCCUUCUGUUAUCACAGCACAAGAACAGCACAAACUCAACCAAACGCUGGUAUCGUUGGCCACGGCUUCGUCGCAAUCGUUUGGUUUCGACGUCAACGACAACUUAAAGCUGAAGUUAGUUCGAGUGCCUCUUAGCCGCGCGGUUCCCGUCUCUGUUGCUUACGUGCGGUCGCCGUCCGACUUCUGGCUCCACAUUGACUUAAGUGAUGUGAACUCAUAUCUACAUGUGAUUCAAGUGAAACAGGAGGCGCUCGUGGAGAGGGGAACGGCUCGUCUGACCACUGCCGACGUGGAGAUAGGCAUGUAUUGCGCGGCCGUGUAUUCAGUGGACGGGUACUGGUAUAGGGCUCAGGUCAUUGACAUUCACUACGAGAACGAUAUCGAGAAGGACUCGAUUCGCACGAUUCGCGUCCAGUUUAUCGAUUGGGGUAACUGUGAAGAGGUUCCGCUCGCGAAAGUGAUGCGACUGUCGGUCGAGUUAACCAAACGAAAACAAGCGGUUCAGUGCCAUAUUCAGGGCAUUGGACUCGAGACACACCAAUGGGAUAAGGAAUCCGUUACUAAAUUCCGUCACGCGAUGGAAAAGGCGGACAAAUUGUCGGCCACUUUCUUAAAGGCUAGAAAAUUAGACGAAAGACUCGACAGUUUGAUAUAUCCCGUCGAUGUGUUGAUAAUCAACGACACCGGAAAGACCGAGAAUGUGGUCGAUUACGUGACACUUCCUCUAUAUGUUGAGCCCGAAGACACUGAACCCGCGAUUGAGAACAAUGUGUCAGAAGAGUGCGACCGGACUCUCGUUGCUUCCAAUUCGGGUCCGGAUGUGGUCUCCAAUCGUUUCGAAGAAAUUAAUACUCAACCGAAGACAUCAACAGUUAAGUCAAUGCAACAAAUAAAGUCAAAGUCGAGCCAAAACUGUGUCACAAACGCGUCUAAUAAUAACAAUAGUGAACGCAAUCCAAUGCCAACUCCUUCAGCACAAAGUCUGCCAAAAUCGAUGCCUCAGUUAAGCGCUAAUAGCAUUGACACAAUGAUAAUACCGGCGCCAAUAGUUCCCGACUCUGAUGAAGGUCUGGUAGUGACGCCAUCCACUGUUAUAAACCCAUCGGAAUUCUAUGUUCACAUCAACGACACCACUGUUGGUAUCGCUCAGUUUGAAAACCUCGAGGACGAGCUCAACAGUUGUUACGGCAGUGAAUCGGCGCCCAAACAUCACACCUAUCCGUCACAAGUGAGGAUCGGCUCCUUCUGGUGCGCCAAUUACAGCGAAGACGACCGAUGGUAUAGAGUUCGGGUUCUGGCCCUCGACGGCGACAAAGUGCUCGUAAAUUAUGUCGAUUACGGCAACGAAGAGUUGGUUGAGUGCAGGAAUCUCAGGCCUUUGACCCGAAAGUUUGCCAUUUAUCCGGCGAUGGCGUGCAGAUGCAGUCUUUCCAAUGUGUCGCCACUCAAUUCGGCGGCCAAAUGGCCCGAAACGACGGCCGAAUACUUUCGCAAAUUGCUUUACGACGAGUCGAAAGCCUUGACCGCAUUUAUUCGCGACAAACCAAAUGUUUGUAGUUUUGAAUCGAAAUUACAAGUGUUUUUGUGGGCAAAUGUGCCGACAGUUAAUUGUGAGGACGGAGUGCCCGAAGAGGGAGAGAUUCUCGUGAAUUCGCAUUUAGUUGUUGCGGGCUUUGCGACCACUGAUAACAUAGAGUGGGUCAAUGAGGCCGAGAGAGCGAACCGCGAGUUGACACCACCGCAGGUGAUGAACGAAUGCGUUAUUCCAAUCAUCAACCAUAUGAACGGCACCACCGCUUCCCUCAACCAAAACCAAUUGUCAAGUAUUGCCGACAAUUCUGUACCCAAAGUCAACGGCAAUCACAUUAUGGAUUCGCCCGCAGAUACGGACGCGACAGCAAAUGCAACGCCUGUUAAUUGCAAACCAUCUGAUAUUACAUUGAAUCCAACUACAAAUGGUGUCCAUUUGCUCCAAUCCAUAGACAAUCACCGAAUGAACGGUGCAGUGAACGGACAAAACUGUGCCAAAGUGUCCAGAAUUUUGCCCGAAUUGAUGGAUAGCGAUGGCGAGAGUGACGGCAGUUGGGAUCCAAUGAAAGAUGACGCCCGCUGUGAACAGAAUAGUUAUAACGUUAAGGCAAACAACGCCGGAAUCGCGACAAUUGGCUUCAGCGCAACCGAUCAGAAGGUCUGCAAAUAUUACGGGAGAGAUCGCGGGUGUAUUAAAGGCGAUCUCUGCUCUUUCGUACACAUCGAGCCCACCAAAGUAAUGGAAGUGAACGCUACCGAAGACGUGGACAUUGAAAUUCCCGACGAAAACCUAGCGAUCGGUUCGCGGGUCGUAUUGAAAGUGACGUCCGUUCAGAAUCCCUGUUCUUUCUAUGCUGUCCUCCCCUUCGGCUCGAAGCACACCUCAGCCAAUGAACUCAAUGAUCACGACUAUCCACAGGUCAACAGUUUGACCGAAAUGUGCAAUCGAUUGAAGACAUAUUACGGUCAGAGAAAGUGUAAAGAUAACUCGAGUUUACAGCACGGAAUCGGCAGUUUAGUCGCUUAUAAGGACGACAAAACCGGUCACUACUAUAGGGCACGAGUGAUCGACGAAGACUUAGACAAAAAGAGUUGCACUCUAUUUAGCGUUGAUUUGGGAAUUAAAUGUGAAGUGAGAAGAAAUGUAAUCCACAAAUUGGAGUCAUUCUUCUGUGAUAUGAGUGCACUUACUAUCCAUUGUUCACUCAUUGAUUGCCAACCAUUCAAGUCAGACGUCUGGAGCAAACAAACCAUUCGAAUCGAUGACAAGUAUUACGUUGAGCUCAUCGACAGAGAGAGUGAAGUAUUUGUAAGCAAUCGACUCAUUGACCAAAAGUUGGCCCAAAGGAUGAAACCAUUUGCACUCUCAACACAUCCGUCCGACGAAGAGAUAUAUAGAUCUGAUUUUGAAGAAUAA